Molecule: messenger RNA, 1456 nt
Organism: Oncorhynchus gorbuscha (pink salmon)
Lineage: Eukaryota; Metazoa; Chordata; Actinopteri; Salmoniformes; Salmonidae
Product: zinc finger protein 239-like
Exons: 3
Coding region: 410-1456 (348 amino acids)
Cellular component (GO): nucleus
Source: RefSeq, a predicted model, not a curated record
GCUAACGCGGAUCGUCUGAGGAAUCUAACCCGGAAGAAGAAACAUACUAACGUUGAUAGUUAGCUAGCGGGGUUAUUUUGCAAGUGUGUGAGAAUGUGUCUUUUGAUACGGUUUAACGUAGGUUUUGAUAUUGCCAAACAAGGACUAUAAACGUGGAACCAACGAUGUUAUCAACCACAAUUCUAUAUCGUUUUGUUAUCGGGUCUAGGAAAGUAAGUUAGCUUGUUAGCUAAAGCCUAGCUUACUGAUUUAGCUAGUUUUCAAAUAGUUCUGCAUAGAUAGCAAUCCGCUAUCUAGCUAAUGUGAACUCGUGGUGAACGGUCAGUGGAAUGAAAACGGUGAUGUCCGAAUAAUCUGCUAUAAUUCAGUGCGCUAACUACAUAAUUCAUAGGAAGCUAUAGAAGAAUUCAUGAUGGAUGAGGAUUCUGCCGACCCAUCCAACCCCCCUCUCUCCUGCUCCACUGAACCCAACCCUCCAGAGUCACUGGUUCCUGACUCUAACCACAGAGACAUGGACACCUGCAGUGAAAUACCCAGAUUUAACAUUGUAGUCAAGGAGGAGGAGGAAGACUGGGAUGUGGAUAAUAUUGGAGAGAAUCCUAACCCCAGCUCUGGCGAAGAGGCAUCAACAGAACAACACCAGGAGAAUCCUACGGCUAAGAAGCCUUGGCGAUGCCCCCAAUGUGAAAUAGAAAUCGCUCACCCAUCCAAUAUCAACAGACACCUAAGAACACACACAAAACCUGCUAAGGAGUCUUCCGUCUGUCCAGUAUGUGGAAAAGACUUUGUUCACCCCUCCAAACUGAAGAGACACCGCCGAACACAUACAGGAGAGAAGCCUUACCAGUGCUCUGUGUGCGGGAAGCGAUUCACACUGAAACCCCACCUGGAAAGACAUCAGAUGACCCACCCUGGAGGGAAGCAGCCAGACGCGACAAAGAAGCACCCGUGCUCCGAUUGUGGAAAGGAAUGUUUCUCUGCAUAUGAACUGAAGAUGCAUAUGAGAAAGCACACAGGGGAGAGACCUCACCAGUGCACCUACUGCGAGAUGAGCUUUGGCUGUAAGGGAACUCUAUCGAGACACGUACGACGCCAUACAGGAGCACCCACACCAAAACCUUACCAAUGCUCACAGUGUGGGAAGAGAUACGAGUCACCGUCGAGGCUCAGGCAGCAUCAGACUGUGCACACUGGAGAGAAACCUUACGAGUGCUCUGAUUGCGGGAGGGGUUUCGCUUCGACCGAAGGUCUUCGCAAACAUCAAUGCAGCCAUGCCAGUAACCAUAGCAACCAGUGUACACUGGGAAUUUCAGAAACGGCAUCAUCAGGCAGUCAAACUAUGAAUAUCAAGAUCAAAGACGAGGAACAGGAGCUGGCAAUUAAUGUCAAAGAGGAGGAGGAAAUUUGUGUUUUUGUCAAUGCUGAUAGAGAAACCUUACCGGUGUACCACCUGUAA